AUGGGCUGGAUUCACACGGUGAACUUGAAAGUCGCCAAGAGCCCCGUUGGGCGAUGGUUCAGACUCGAUGGCUCUGGCCAUAAGAAGACUCGGGCGAAUUCUUAUUUCUUUACCGAGAUCCGUGCAGGUCUCGCGACCUUCUUCGCUAUGGCAUACAUUAUUGCUGUAAAUGCUUCCAUUGUGGCCGACAGCGGUGGUACCUGCGUGUGCCCGCAUACAGAGGACGAUUUCACUUGCGACGCCAACGACGACUACAUGAUUUGCGUCAAUGGUAUAAAGAGAGAUCUGAUCACGGCCACCGCUGCCAUCUCGGCUCUUGCAUCCUUCUGCAUGGGCCUGUUCGCAAAUCUUCCUGUUGGUCUGGCCCCCGGUAUGGGACUUAACGCAUACUUCGCAUACACAGUUGUUGGCUAUCAUGGCACCGGCUCCGUUCCUUACCAGAUUGCUGUCACUGCUAUCUUUGUCGAAGGAUGGAUCUUCUUUGCGCUCGCUCUGUUCGGAAUGCGACAAUGGCUUGCUCGUGCCAUCCCUCGAUCCAUCAAGCUUGCUACAAGCGUCGGUAUCGGCCUGUUCCUGACUCUCAUCGGUCUGACCUACUCCGAGGGUAUUGGUCUGGUUGUUGGCGCAACUUCAACUCCCCUGGAGCUGGCUGGCUGCCAUGACUCCAUGAGGGACCCGGACACUGGUCUCUGCCCUGACAGCGACAAGAUGCGAAGCCCCAUGAUGUGGAUAGGAAUCUUCUGCGGUGGUAUCCUGACAUCGAUCCUGAUGCUUUACCGCGUCAAGGGUGCGAUUAUUGCCGGUAUUGUCUUGGUCUCCAUCAUCUCGUGGCCGCGUACGACUCCUGUCACCUACUUCCCUUACACCGCCGUUGGAGACGACAACUUUGACUUCUUCAAGAAGGUUGUGGACUUCCACCAGAUCAAGCAGGUUCUCGAUGUCCAACAGUGGAACGUCGGCGGGUAUGGUGGCCAGUUUGGUCUUGCCCUGAUCACCUUCCUUUAUGUCGAUAUCCUGGACUGCACAGGUACUCUGUACUCCAUGGCUCGUUAUGCCGACUUGAUUGACCCCGUCACCCAGGACUUUGAGGGCUCCACCCUAGCUUAUAUGGUUGACUCCAUCAGCAUUUCCAUCGGCGCUAUUCUGGGUACCCCGCCAGUAACUGCCUUUAUCGAGUCCGGUGCUGGUAUCGGUGAAGGCGGCAAGACCGGUUUGACUGCGAUGACCACUGGCAUCUGCUUCUUCAUCUCGAUCUUCUUCGCACCCAUCUUCGCUUCCAUCCCACCGUGGGCCACUGGCUGCGUUCUGAUCCUGGUCGGCUCCAUGAUGGUCAAGUCCGUCGUCGAUAUCAACUGGAAAUACCUAGGCGACUCGAUCCCCGCCUUUGUCACCAUCGCCCUAAUGCCGUUCACCUACUCCAUUGCCGACGGUCUGAUCGGCGGCAUCUGCACCUACAUCGUCAUCAACACCGUCGUGUGGAUCCUCGAGAAGGUGUCUGGCGGCCGCAUCGUCCCGCCCAACAAGCACGAGAAGGAGCCGUGGACGUACAAGAUUCCCGGCGGUGUCCUGCCGCCGUGGCUGGUGCGCCUCUCCAAGGGCCGCAAGGACUUCUGGCGCGACGACUCCAACUCCAUCUCUGGCGUGGAGUCUGCGCAUGAGGAGGUCACUGAUAAGGUAAGCGGCAGUCCCGAGCCCACUGAGGCCUCUGCUACGAAGGGCGGCCCGGCUGAGAUGCCUGUUAAGGGUGGUCCCGGUGCGUCUGCCUCGGCGGAGCCAUCAACGGAGAAGCUGUAA
This is a messenger RNA of Phaeoacremonium minimum UCRPA7, 1794 nucleotides long. RefSeq names its product putative inner membrane protein yico protein. The record is from RefSeq and is a predicted model, not a curated record. Lineage: Eukaryota; Fungi; Ascomycota; Sordariomycetes; Togniniales; Togniniaceae. The coding region runs from base 1 to 1794 and encodes 597 amino acids. Gene Ontology annotation, biological process: transmembrane transport. The transcript has 5 exons. Gene Ontology annotation, molecular function: purine nucleobase transmembrane transporter activity. Gene Ontology annotation, cellular component: plasma membrane.